CUCGUUUUCCUUCCUUUGGCAGCCGCAAAUAGCUUGAAGGUAAAACCCCUACUCCUCCAAUCCUGUCGCUUGAUCGUUCAAUCAGCUCUUCAGAUUUCUAACUCCACAGGUUCUGUUGCUUUCUUUCUCCGGCAGGAAAUGGCUCCCGCCGCGAAGAGUGGUUUGGCCGUCGGUCUGAACAAGGGGCACAUCGUCACCAAGCGGGAUUUGCCGCCCCGUCCAUCUGACAGAAAGGGGAAAACAAGCAAGAGGGUUCAUUUGGUGAGGAACCUUAUCAGGGAAGUUGCUGGAUUUGCACCGUACGAGAAGAGGAUCACUGAGCUUUUGAAGGUCGGUAAGGACAAGAGAGCUUUGAAGCUGGCCAAGAGAAAGCUCGGAACCCACAAGAGGGCCAAGAAGAAGAGAGAGGAGAUGUCCACCGCACUCCGCAAAAUGAGGUCUGGGGGAGCAGGUGAGAAGAAGAAGUGAGGGGGAUGGGCAAUGUUGUUUUGUCCUCUCGAGUAUUUUGCUGUUAUAAGUUUUGAAAACGUUGUUCAAUUGAAGAGUAGUUUUAGUUUUAUGGUUCUGAUUGUUGACAGUAGAGCAAUGUAAUGCAAUGCAGUCCAGUCUUUGGAGAACUUGAUUCUUGUUCCGCAGAUUGUAUGGAUGUUUUUUUACUGGAUCCUCUUUCCUGAUGUUUCUGAUUUGUUCUCAUGAUUUGCUGUGCUCUAGUUUCUUCCUUGAUCACAAGGAUCCUGGAGAUGUUAGUCUAUUCCAUAGCAGUUUGAAAUUUUAUUUUGAUAUAGCUUCAUUUGUUUGCCUGGUAAGGUGAUCAACUCGAAGAUUGGAACAGGGGAGAGACAUGGCCUCAAAAUGUGGGUUAUGAUUUUGUAAUUGUGGCAAAUGAAAAUGAGAGUUGUCC
Linum trigynum is the source of this 901-nucleotide messenger RNA. The record is from the annotation of a GenBank genome assembly. NCBI's taxonomy places the organism in Eukaryota, Viridiplantae, Streptophyta, Magnoliopsida, Malpighiales, Linaceae.